UUCCUCCCCACUGUGGUAGCGUUCGACCGUGCCAGGAAAUUUUAAUAGCGAAAGUGUUUCUUUUCUCGUUCACGGUACUAAUGGCCGCAGAGGACCCCGAGGAAACCACCGCCCUGAGUGGUGGGAGCGACGUUCCACCCAGCGAGACAAACGAAGCUGACAGCGAGAAAAAAGAAAAUGGCUCUACCGAACCGGAAACAGAAAACGAAGUCAGCGCCGCGGAGCCGAAAAUGGAAGAUGUGGACGCGAGAGAGGUGGGCAAGGAGGACGCUGCUCCAACGGUCACCCAGGAAGCAACGGCUGCUCACGAAGAGCCGGAGCAAGGACCGCAGUCACAACCAAGUCCGGGGGACAAUAGCAGCGAACAGAACGGCGAAAUCACCGUGAAGGCCCUCAAGGAGGAGCCAGACGACGAUAGUCGGUCUUCGGGAAUAGAUUGUGAGAAGAGCACAUCUGCUAGUGAAGAUGGGGAGAAGGGCAGCGGCGGGGAGCUGGGGGACAAGAGGCGCUCCAGUCUGGAAGUGUCGUCCUCUGACGGAGAACCACUGAGCCGAAUGGACUCCGAGGACAGUGUCUGCAGCACCACCAUAGAAAUGGAGAGCAUAGGAUCCAGCGGGCGCUCCACGCCUGCACUGUUGAACGGCCAGAGCAGCGCCAGAUCUUCUGCGACCAAGACGAUGGCUUACACCUGCUGCUGGGACCUCUGUCCACAGUGCUUCAACUCCAGCCCAGACCUGGCAGAGCACAUCAGGGGAAUUCAUGUGGACGGCCAGAGAGGAGGGGUAUUCGUCUGUCUCUGGAAGGGUUGCAAGGUGUAUAACACACCAUCCACCAGCCAGAGUUGGCUGCAGAGACACAUGCUGACCCACAGUGGAGAUAAACCCUUCAAGUGUGUAGUUGGUGGCUGCAAUGCCAGCUUUGCUUCUCAAGGAGGGUUGGCUCGUCACGUCCCCAGUCAUUUCAGCCAGCAGAGCUCUUCCAAAAUGUCAAGCCAGGCCAAACUAAAGGAGGAUUCACCAUCUAAGGCGGGAAUCAACAAAAGGAAGAAACUCAAGAACAAACGCAGAUGGUCUCUACCGAGGCCCCAGGAUUUCUUUGAUGUCCAAACUAUGGAUGUGCUACGUCACAGGGCCAUCUGUCUCAACCUCACCACUCACAUCGAAAGUGGGGGAAAUGGUCACAGUGUUGUCUUUCACAGCACGGUGCUAGCCAAAAGGAAAGAGGGGACUGGCAAGGUGAAAGUACUUUUACACUGGACACCUGAAGACAUUUUGCCUGACGUGUGGGUGAAUGAAACGGAGCGAUCUCAGCUGAAGACAAAAGUAGUCCACUUAUCCCAGUUACCGCAGGACACGGCCAUGUUGUUGGAUCCCAACAUCUACCGAGCUCUCCCUCAGAAACGACUGAAGCGCAGCCUCUAGGACCUCCUCUGCAGAGUCCAGACUGGAGGGCAAAUCGUCACCAACUGGACGUCGAUCCAUGCAGGAUGGGAGCGCUCUUCUCCAGUCUCUGCUGAGGCUUGGAUUAGAAAACAAACGGAGGCCGGCUACUUAGUUUUGUGUACCUGAAAUGACUUUAGUCAUCACAAACGUCACUUAAGCUGUUUCUUCUUCUUCUUCUUCUUAUUAUUAUUUUUAAGCAAGCCUACAACCCCAAUAAUGUGGGGUUGGGGGGGAACCUCUUUUUGUUUAAGUCUGGCGUAUAGCCUCAACUUAUUUUAUUACAGUUUUGUGUAAAAUAUUUAUCCAGAUUUCUAACUUAUUUUUAUACGAUGAAAAUGCUGAUGUGAUGUGGAGUUCUGUGAAGGUUUCGAGUAAAAACUGUAUUCGCUGUGCUUUUCGACAUGGGGAUCCAAGGCGUAUUUGAACAUUGCUAAGUGUAACUAUGCUGUGCAUGUGGCAUUGAAUCGUAACCAGUGGUCUUAUUUAUACUUCCUGAAGUCAGUACUGUUACCUGUUGUGUGUGUGCCUCUUCCUGGAACACAAACCAACACCUGAGCAAUAAUUUAUCGGGACAGUUCCUUGCAUUUGCAUUUCCAGUCUGUUAACAGGAAACCAUAAACACGACGGAAACACCGAACUCACCACAGCUCACCUAUAUUGUAUAUUGUAGAGUUUUAAAUACCACUUUGUCAGCCUUCAGCAGCUGGUUAUUAUUUGUCGUAGUCCCUUUUUGGACUGUGUUUGUAAUCUGACAGAUGUUGUACACGUAAACGAGAGACGUUACAAAGGAAUGUCGCGCCCGCCGCGGUGGUCACGUUUUAGAGCACUGGUUUCCUGUGUGUGCGUCGGAGGAGCUGGCUCACUCGGUCGGCCUCCAUUAGCGGAGCAGCUUUGGGAGCGUGCUGUGGAAGAGCUAAUAACUGGGCCAGCAGGGCAGAGCCCCCGUCACUCUCAUGGUGAACAUGCCUGCAAAAGAAGUAGAAGAAAAAAUGAGUUCAGGGAGAGGUUCGCUCUUCAGCAUAUCAUGAACUCUGUGUGCUCACACAUGCAAAAUUCAUUUAGGAUUCCAUUAUGUGAUAUAAUGAGGCAUUCAGGUGCAGUUCCACCGCUUCAGGGGAGUGAGCACCGAGGAUCUGUCGGCACCCCGUUGUUUUUGUGUGCUUUUCUAAUGGCUUCCUAAUAUCUGCCCUCGUCUGCAGGCAAAACUUUAUGGUGCUAAUUAAAAAUGCUUGUAGGGCUCACUGUAUAUGUUUUUUUUUUGUCUUUUGAAUAAAAAAACCUGGCGUGUUUA
Molecule: messenger RNA, 2733 nt
Organism: Poeciliopsis prolifica (blackstripe livebearer)
Lineage: Eukaryota; Metazoa; Chordata; Actinopteri; Cyprinodontiformes; Poeciliidae
Gene: aebp2
Product: AE binding protein 2
Exons: 9
Coding region: 81-1421 (446 amino acids)
Biological process (GO): regulation of transcription by RNA polymerase II
Cellular component (GO): ESC/E(Z) complex
Source: RefSeq, a predicted model, not a curated record